Aspergillus pseudonomiae is the source of this 944-nucleotide messenger RNA. RefSeq lists its product as uncharacterized. The transcript has a single exon. NCBI's taxonomy places the organism in Eukaryota, Fungi, Ascomycota, Eurotiomycetes, Eurotiales, Aspergillaceae. Bases 36 to 473 code for a protein of 145 amino acids. The record is from RefSeq and is a predicted model, not a curated record.
ACAUGGUCCACUACAUCCACUGGUAGUGCAUUCGAAUGGGAGUGCCAGACAAUGAGCUUGCUUGGGGACUUACAGUUAUGACACCUGGCAAUGUUACUACCCAUGGUAGAGGCAUUCCAGAGUCUUUGGCAAAGCUUCGUCGAGAUGCCACUUGGUGGUUUCAAAAUUCCUCUGAGGACACCAGAAUCGUCAUUCUCAUCUCAAUAAAACAAGCCACCAAGGAAAUUAGGUUCGAGAAAUGGCAGCUUGUUCCUCCUAACGUUUCAAGACCUGUUACAUGGCAAGCAAUUGAUCAGCUACGCCAGCAACCCAGCCAGAUGACCCCCCUUUGCCCAGCAGCAGGCGAACGAACAAUUACAGGAGGACCUCUUGUGAUCCCUUUCAGAGCCAUGUUUGAUCGGCAGCCUACGGGAGCUGAAGGCGAUAUAUUUAUCAGCUACGAAGGCUUUCAGACAAUUACGCGUUUUGUUUAAGCGAGCCUUGGUACUUCCUGGUGAACCGAUCAUGCAUUCUGCUGUCUAUUUCUUUUAAUGUACUCAGCAUUUCGUACUGAGCAUAUCUAAUGAUUGCCAUCAUAGCCUUAUUCUUCUUCUAUUAAAGCAGCUCAGCCAUAUGUUAGCAGCAGUCUAACAGUCCACCUCCUUUUUCUCCGAAUGAGGAAUCCACUGUGCACCCUUUUAGUUAGCGACCCCUAUAUACCGACUCUCAACAGUAUAUCAGAAUAGUAAUCCCUACAUCGAACUAAACAUAAAGGAAGACAAUCUAGAUAUAGUCAAAUCCGACUGAGUAAGGCAGUGAUGCGCAGCGUGGAAAGGCCACGCUUCUAAGAUCAAAAGGCCACGCACAACCGUGGCCUUUCCACUGUCGCCCUGUAUCAGUGUACUGAAAGUCCCGAUCCCAUUGGAUGGUUGCCACAGAAAGGUGAAGAAAAAUGAACAAACUGA